AAAUUAAUGAAUAAAUUAAAUAUUACCUGACAUGAAUUUACAUUUAAAAUUUUUUACUACCAUUCACUCGUCGCAAAAAAGCAUAAGGGACCAAAGUUGCAUAUCAAGACACGCACCAUCAGGGUUGUUAAUAAUUAUCAUGCAUUUAUGAUUUAUCUUUUUGUACCUUUUCAGUCAUUAAAAUGAUUUAAUCAAUUCAAAUACAGAUGAUAAAUUUUCUUAAAAUAAAUAAAAUGCUAAAAUUUCGUAAGAAGUAAAGCGAAGUGGUGAAAUAAUUCGAUCAUGGCACAAUGUUAUAUUAUGCCGCACCUGCGCAAGUUAGCGAUUGCUCCCACCAAGAAGCUCCUCGUGCCUGCAACGUAGCCCAUCACGAAGAUCGAACCAGGGCCGCACGUUCUAUACUCACAUUGCAACCUGCCGGAUAACGACACGCGUGCCAAACGAAGCAAUUGCCCUCAUUUGCUUUGUCGUUUUAUUUGCAAAAAAAAAAUUAUUAUUAUCUCUAGUAUUUUUGCAUUCAUUCAUUAACUGCAAUAUUAUAUAUGUUAACUAUUACAUAAUUGUAUUAAUAAAUUUUACUUCCGGUUUUUCACUUUUUUUAUAAUACCAUAGAAUCUUAAUAGGAGAGUCUGUCAACACAUUUUCAUACAUGCGCAUCCGCAGAUCGCCUGGCAAUCGUGUGGAAUUUUACGAAGGAGUCAAUGGCCUUAUCGUAAGCCUCGAGGCUUCCUCCCACUGCGGACGGUCACGUGGAAGGGUGUGUGGUUAAUGCAGGAGCAACGAGAGUCCAGAAGAGUAAGAACGAGGGAAGAAAGAUAUCGUGGAAGUUAAAGGUGAUACGGAAAAAACAAUACAACUUAUUAAGGAAGAUAAGAAUAAAAUGAAAGAUUAAAUUCUCAUCGAUUUUGAAGAAUUAUUAAAAAUUUUUGGAUUUUGGGGUUUUCUGUAAUUAAUGUGAGUGUGAUUAAUUAAUUUAAGUAAGCAGUUUAAUAAAAUUGCGGCCUCGUAACAGUGAAAAAUUCUUAGAAGGUCAGUUACGUUUACCACAGAGCAGUAGAAAGGCUUUGGAAGUAGUGACAUUCGUUUAAGUGUCAGACGACAGCCACACGUUUGGACUUAAACCUAUUCUAGAUACUUCAGUGAUUAUGACUUAACGAUUAUUGAAUCAGACAUCAGUGUAUGUAAAUGUUUCAUUUUUGCCAACGCAGUUGAUAUCACAAGACGUGAAAGCAUAUUUUCGCAAUUUCAUAAACUAUAACAUUUAUAAACUUAGAAUUGAUAUUUGUGGAAUUUCUUGCGUGAAUUGUGGGACAUAAAAAUACAUUGAAGUUUAUUUAAUUUCCUGCAAAUUAAUUAAGACAUUUCAUUACCAAUUAAAGUAUUAUUCGUGUCAGUUGAUUGUUAAUUGAUAUUAAUAGAUAACUGUUCUAUGAAUCAAGAUGAUGGAGACACAGAAUUAUUGGGAUGAGACUUCAGCACAUUCGAUGCAGGUGAAAUAUGAAAGCUUGGAUGGCAGAUCGUGUAAAGAUGAAAUAUAUAGGAUGGGGAUAGGUGCAGGAUAUUGCGAAAGCAAUCUUAACUUCGCUACUGCUUCUGAAGACGAUGAAGUUUAUACGAAGAAGAAAGUUUCUAGACAAGAUCCCAUGUCGCAUAGAAUUAUCGAAAAAAGGAGAAGAGAUAGAAUGAACAACUGUCUGGCUGACCUAAGUAGGCUCAUACCCACUGAGUACUUGAAGAAAGGCCGGGGGAGAGUCGAAAAAACAGAAAUAAUUGAGAUGGCUAUUCGUCAUAUGAAAUAUCUUCAAGGUGUUCAUCAAGAUUCAAAGCAUACAUCCGCAACACCCGUUCAUACACAUCCAGAAGAUAGCAUUGAUAGUGUUUCACAUUCGACAUCUGCAUCAACAGCUGCUGAACAUUAUAGGUUGGGUUUUCAAGAAUGUCUAAGUGAGACAAUGCAUUUUCUUGUAGAGGCAGAAGGCUUUUUCGCACGAGAUUCUCUCUGUGUACAGUUAGUUAGCCACUUACAGCAGCAUUGCGAAAAAAUUGUUGCCACAAGUGACCGUCUUGGUUUUCCUCAUCCAGAACUGCCGGUAAUCAAUAGUACAAAUCCAUCAAGCUUUGUUCACACUAGUAUUCCCACCAUCUGUCCACCAAAUAGUCAAUCGGAUCAUGGCUCAAGUUCUGGAGUAAGCUCGUUCGGAGAUACAGAACGUCCAAGACCAAUUAUCCCUCCACCAACAGUUGUUAGUGAUGACAGUAAUCACAGCACACAUUCACAUACUCCACCUUCAUCUGGUCCGAGGCCAACAUCGAAUUACAAGUUUAAAAGUUCAAUUAAACAGAGAUUUUCUGCUGAAAGAAUAAAAUCAAGUCCGAUACCGACGUCAGAAAAAUCUCAUGGAGUACCAAUAUUUGCUUUGCACGAAGGUGGAGCUUUUUACGUACCUCUUACAAUUGAAUCUUCUCUUUUAAGGCCGCAUCUCACUUACGUUCCUGACACUGGACCAGAUACUGUUCUUCAUCCUGUCACUAUAUCUGUUAAUUUCAAUCAAGCGCCUUCAACUUGGGCUCAACAUCACAGUCCAACUCAUUCUGAUCAUUUAUAAUUAGAUUAAGAAUUUUCUGAAUAAAUUUAGAAAUAAAGAAUGCUUAAAUUACGAAUGCGUGAUUGUUCACUCGCAAACAGAGAAUGAAAUCAUCGAGUAAAUACAUUUAGGGAUAGUUGUUGAUUGAUGAAUUUAUUCUAUUAAGAAUUACAAUCAUCUACUGGUUCUAAAGCAAUUAUAUUAUAGACUAUUAAGAACAAAAAAAUUUCAUUCAGAAAAUAGAAAACCAAAUGGAACAAAAAUUUAUUCAAAAAGGUUUUAAGAUAAAAUAACGUAUUAAUCAAUUUUAAAAAAGGUGUUUAAGCAUUGAAGUUUACUUGAAUAGAAAAGCAAACAAUUUUAUUUGAAAAAUAUAGUUAUUUAGCUUAAAGUUUAUAAUCAGAGAAUUAUUUUUAUAAUUGAAAUACUUCUUGGCAUAGAUUGAUUGGUAAGUGUUGACUGAGUGGUGGUUGAGGUACCAUUUACCAAUUAGUAUUAACCAAUAUUAAAAUUAAUUAUCAGUUAAGAACGUUCCAAUAUCCUCGCAGCAUGUUAAAGUACAUGAUUAAACUCAUUAUUUUCAAUUUUUCUAGCAGUAGUACCAUUUUUUAUGGACAAUGACUACUCAUUUACUCCUUCUCUUCGAUAUUAUACUUUUAAUUAUUACUUGAAUAAUAAAAGUAAUGUUUUUUUUGUUUUUUGUAAAUUCAUUUUUUAUCAAGUUAUUAUAUGCCAUGAAUUAUUAAAAAGAUUUUAUAUUUAUUACGAAUUAUUUUUUAUGUAAAAAAAAGUGUUCGACGAAUGAAAUCACAUAACCUUAGCCAAGUUCGAUCUAGAGAGAUCUGCUUGAUGUCCUUUUUAGCAGGCUCUCAGCAACUAAAGACUGAUCGAGACCUGCAUUACAUUAAAAAUAUUUGUACAUACCUGUGUAGAUGUAAUGCUCAUUAUAAAUUUAUGCAAAAUAAAUUAUAUUUACUGUAAA
Molecule: messenger RNA, 3567 nt
Organism: Chelonus insularis
Lineage: Eukaryota; Metazoa; Arthropoda; Insecta; Hymenoptera; Braconidae
Gene: cwo
Product: hairy/enhancer-of-split related with YRPW motif protein 1-like
Exons: 5
Coding region: 1440-2606 (388 amino acids)
Biological process (GO): regulation of circadian rhythm; regulation of transcription by RNA polymerase II; anterior/posterior pattern specification
Cellular component (GO): nucleus
Molecular function (GO): RNA polymerase II cis-regulatory region sequence-specific DNA binding; protein dimerization activity; DNA-binding transcription factor activity, RNA polymerase II-specific
Source: RefSeq, a predicted model, not a curated record